Molecule: messenger RNA, 1011 nt
Organism: Fusarium coffeatum
Lineage: Eukaryota; Fungi; Ascomycota; Sordariomycetes; Hypocreales; Nectriaceae
Exons: 2
Coding region: 1-1011 (336 amino acids)
Biological process (GO): regulation of transcription by RNA polymerase II
Cellular component (GO): nucleus
Source: RefSeq, a predicted model, not a curated record
AUGAGUGUCGCAUUCGAGCCUCGGAAUUUUAUACACGAUGGGGGCUACCCUCCCAUCGGUGACGACCACGAUCAUGAUCACACCGCCGACCAACGAUUCACCGACAACGAUGUUGCCGAGCAGCUCAGUCAAUACACAACUGAAGCGGCGAUGCUUCCAGACUCCACAGGUGUUCUUGGGGAUGACCGAGGGAUGUUGCCGGAUGAUGCUGCCGCCGUACACGAUGCGACAAGACUCGACCUAGGACAUCACACGUUCCCUUCGCCCAUUGAGGCUUCUCUGCAAGCACCAACACUCGACCCUCUGCCCGACGACAAAGACCUUUCGCCCAGCAUCGAUUCGCCUCCCCCCACUCGGGUGAAGCCCAUCGCCAAGCCAGAGAGAGAAGCUGUCAAGGGUGCCGAUGGCAAGUUCCACUGUACGCAAGACGACUGCAAAGAAGAGGUCCGUGUAUUUUCGCGCAAGUGCGAAUGGAACAAGCACAUGGACAAGCAUGAGCGACCCUAUCGAUGCCCCGCUGAAGGGUGCGAGAAUCUUCCCGGUUUCACCUAUUCAGGUGGUCUACUCCGACACGAGCGCGAAGUUCACGGCAAGCAUGGAGGACCAAAGAACACGGUCAACUGUCCUCACCCCAACUGCAAGCGGCACACAGGGAAGGGCUUUUCACGGAUGGAAAACUUGAACGAGCAUCUUCGACGUGUUCACACCAACCCUGACGGAGCAGGAAACACCCCUCCUCCUGACAUGGUCUUGUCCGACGAGAACGACAGCGAGCAGACGGGCAUGAAGCGCAAGCGCCGCCCAAGCGAAGCGCAAGCUACCGAGGAGAUCAACGAGCUCAAGGAAGAGGUCAAACGUCUGAGAGUCGAGAACGAGAAACUCAAGGCCGAGAUGCAACAACAGUCAACGCAUUCUCUGUCCAUGAUGGCUCAGAUCGCUGAAUUGCAGGACGCUUUGAGGGAAGGUCUUAACCACCAUGCCCUGGGAGCUCCCACAGCCACGAUGAUGUAG